Molecule: messenger RNA, 1185 nt
Organism: Penicillium cataractarum
Lineage: Eukaryota; Fungi; Ascomycota; Eurotiomycetes; Eurotiales; Aspergillaceae
Product: nucleolar and coiled-body phosphoprotein 1 family protein
Exons: 2
Coding region: 1-1185 (394 amino acids)
Source: RefSeq, a predicted model, not a curated record
AUGGCUCCUUCAAAGAAGGCUUCGACCAAGAAGGUCGAGAAGAAAACCACCACUCUCCCUCCCCAGCUGCUCGGCGCUGUCGCAUCUUUCCUGUCCAAGAAUGGAUUCUCCGCUACCAGCACUGCGUUCGCUGACGAGCUGAAGAAGAAUGGCAACGCCAAUGCCGAUGCCAAAAACGCCCCGUCUCUGAUCGAGCUUUUCCAGACUUGGGACAAGACUUCCGGCGACUCAAGCAGCAGCUCCGAGAGUGACAGCAACUCCGAUUCCAGCAGUGACAGCGACAGCGAUGCUAGCGACUCCGACGUCAGCAUGGGAGAUGCUCCCAAGGCUCGCUCUUCAUCUCCUUCUUCCUCUUCCGCCUCUUCGAGCUCCGACAGCGACGCUGAUGACGAGGAGGAAGAUGCUGCGGCUCCUACUCCUGCGCCUGCUGCUAAGAAGCCCACCGGUGUAAAGCGCAAGGCUGAGUCUAGCAGCUCCUCCUCCGAUUCCAGCUCGGAUUCCGAGUCUGAGGAUGAGGCUCCCAAGACGAAGAAGGCCAAGGUCUCCAAGGCCGAGUCUUCGUCUGACUCUAGCUCUGACUCUUCUUCCGACUCCGACUCUAGCUCUAGCAGCUCCUCCAGCUCCAGCUCUAGCUCUGAUUCCGACUCCUCUGACUCCUCUGACUCCUCCGACUCUGAGUCUGAGGGCGAAGCCACCAAGAAGGCUGACGCCAAGGUUCUGAAGAAGGCCACAAAGACCCCGCUUCCUGAGUCUUCCAGCUCCAACAGCUCCAGCUCUUCCUCGGAUGACAGCUCUGACAGCUCUGAUGAGGAGAAGGCUGGCGGCGUCCCCGUCUCCAGCAACUCCUCUUCCGAUACCAGCGCAACCAUGUCUGCCUCUCCCGCUGCCGAGGGCAAGCCUACACAAGCCUCUUCCUCCAGCGCCAGCCCUGCACCUGGAAAUGGACCGGCCAAGAAGAAGCACGUUGGCGCCCGUCCUACCCCUCUGGCUGCUCUGAGCCAGCAGCCCUAUGACGCGAUCUCCAACGAAUAUGUUCCCUACGCCUACGCUGAACGCGCCUACGCCGAUCUCUCGGUAACUCGCGGCAAGGGAUUCACCAAGGAGAAGAACAAGAAGAAGCGCGGCUCCUACCGUGGUGGCCCCAUCGACAUCUCGGGCGGCAAGUCCUUCAAGUUCGACGAUUAA